This is a messenger RNA of Spodoptera litura, 2228 nucleotides long. RefSeq lists its product as uncharacterized. Lineage: Eukaryota; Metazoa; Arthropoda; Insecta; Lepidoptera; Noctuidae. Gene Ontology annotation, cellular component: cytoplasm. The record is from RefSeq and is a predicted model, not a curated record. Gene Ontology annotation, molecular function: hydrolase activity, acting on glycosyl bonds; pseudouridylate synthase activity; kinase activity.
GCGAACACAAAUUAAAUAACCUAAAAAUAGUUCGCCGCGUUGCCGACAAUCCGAUUUCCUGCCGAAUUACGUUCGUUCACCGUCAUUUAGUAUAUAACAGGGUAUCGAGAUGCCUUACCUAGCCAAGUACGUAUUGAGAGGUUCACGCCUGGUUGCGUUUUAUAAGAGGGGGUAUGGCACAGCCUCCCCCUUCGUUUUCUCUGAAGAGGUUCGCCGGGCCAAGUCAGAGGGUAAGCCGAUUGUCGCCCUGGAGUCAACGAUCAUUACUCAUGGUAUGCCUUACCCUCAGAAUUUGGAAACAGCCAAGCAAGUUGAGAAUAUCAUUAGAGAAAGGGGUGCAGUACCAGCUACGGUAGCUAUUUUAAAAGGUCAACUGAGUAUUGGAUUGUCUGAGGAUGAGCUGACGUACCUAGCUCAGGCCAAGGGAGUGGUGAAGGCCUCCCGCAGGGACCUAGCUCCAAUCACCGCUGGCAAGCUGGACGGGGCCACCACAGUCGCUGGCACCAUCAUCGCAGCACAGCUUGCUGAUAUACCUGUAUUCGUAACCGGUGGCAUAGGUGGUGUGCAUCGUCACGGCGAGAACACAUUGGACAUAUCGGCGGAUCUGAACGAACUGGGACGCAGCAAUACCCUCGUCGUUUGCAGUGGCGUUAAAUCUAUAUUAGACAUUGGACGAACUCUCGAAUACUUGGAAACACAAGGGGUUUGCGUUUGCGCGUUCGGUGAGUCGUCAGACUUUCCGGCGUUCUAUACCGCGCGGUCAGGUUUCACAGCUCCACACCGCGUGGGCGACGCACAGCAAGCUGCACGCGUGUUGCACGCAGCACGCCAAUUGGAACUCGCGUCCGGGAUCGUUGUAGCCGUACCGGUGCCACAGGAGUAUGCUAUGGAUGAGAAAAUAAUAGAAGAAGCAAUUAAUAGUGCACUCAAGGAAGCUGAUCGGAACGGAACUUUUGGCAAAGAAGUGACACCAUUCAUUCUCGCGGCGGUUGCCAGAGCUACGAGCGGCGCUUCACUUAAUGCCAAUAUCGCUUUAAUAAAGAACAACGCGAAAGUCGGUGCCGAUAUCGCAGUCGAAUUUAAAAAACUCAAGAACGUUGACGAUUCUAAGAAUGCGUUUAAUAUUGGAUUGUCGAAGGGCGCUGGGAAAUGUACGUCCAAUUCUUCGAGACAUUUUCACACUUCGUGCAGCAGACGGGCUGAUGAGAAUCCUUUGUUCUCUGGAGACAAGGAGUGCGGGGGUGAUGUGUUGGUGAUCGGCGGAGCGAACGUCGACCGCGUUUAUAGGUUAAAGGAAGAUGGCGUGCAGUUGGAUGGCAGUACACACGCAUGUGUCACGGAGCAGAGCGGCGGUGGCGUGGCCCGCAACAUGGCAGAAGCUCUGUGGAGACUGCGCGGCGGCAGAACCAAACUCCUCACUGCCGUGGGAGAUGAUGCGGAUGGAGAAUACUUAACUAAUAUCGCUCCAGGAUUGCUACUAAAUGAUUGUAUCGUAAAAAAUGGCAGUACCCCUUCGUACGCUGCCGUAAUGGACUCUCGAGGUGAAUGCCUGAUCGGGUUGGGUGACAUGGCUUUACACAAUAAUAUAUCAAUCGACCUGGUAAAUAAGCAUAUCGAUGUCCUGCAUGAUGCCCCUCUGGUGGUUCUCGACGGCAAUGUGCCUCAGGCUACUAUUGACCACGUACUCGACGUGUGCCAACGUCUACAGAAACCUGUGUUUUUCGAACCAACAGACAGAAGAAAAGCUCAGAAAAUCAUCGGCGGUAAAUACAAAGUAACAUAUGCUUCACCGAAUUUAUCGGAAUUACGUGCAAUGGCACAAACAGUUGGAUCAUCAUACAUUAGCAGUACUGGCAAUUUUGCAGAGAUAGUGAAACUAUAUGCCAGUGUUUCAAAUGUUAUACAAUUUAUGAUUGUAACAAUGGGAUCUAGAGGAAUCAUUACACUAAGGAACGUCGGGAAUGAAAAUGAGGCCAAAUUUUAUCAAACUGAACCACUUACAAAAAUUGAGAGUGUUUCAGGAGCAGGAGAUUGUUUUGCUAGUGGUUUUAUUCAUGGAAUGCUCUCUGGAUUUAAGGAAUCACAUUGUAUAUUCAUUGGGUUUGAAGCAGCCAAGAUGGCACUGUUGUCCAAACACACUGUACCUUCGACUAUAAAUAUCAUUAAUAAAUCCUUGAUCAGGGAGCCUAAGUUUGAGCUAAUAAAAUAGCUUUAAAUGUAUUAAUAUA